Molecule: messenger RNA, 3841 nt
Organism: Taeniopygia guttata (zebra finch)
Lineage: Eukaryota; Metazoa; Chordata; Aves; Passeriformes; Estrildidae
Gene: WFDC1
Product: WAP four-disulfide core domain 1
Biological process (GO): regulation of cell growth
Cellular component (GO): extracellular region
Molecular function (GO): peptidase inhibitor activity
Source: RefSeq, a predicted model, not a curated record
UUUAAUGAAAGCCCCUGGAUGUUUAUCAUGUUGUUAAAUCGUUUCCUUCAAGUGGGCUCCAGAUGAAGUUAUGGCUUUGUCGAGACAAAGUGAUGCAAACCCACAGGAGGAAGCACACGGAGGGAGAGCCCGGGCUCUUGGGAAGUUUGGGUGAACUAUUUGCAAAAAUCCGCCGAGCCCACCCCUCCGAGACCUUUAUUUCCCCCUGCGGCAGCUGUCAUCCGAUCCCACGCUCCGGCUCUGAAUGGGGCUCUCGGAGGAUGCCAGAUGUUGGGAACAAAGGUCUAAAAAUAAUCUUUCCAAGUAAUCUUCCCGUCCAUCACUGGAGGAGAGCGGGAGCUUUGCUUUGUGCGAACCUGCGAGCCGAGAACCUGAUCCGACCGAAAGAAGUUCAACAGCACCUCCCGGAAUCUGCCUCUGGACUCUUUUUUUUUUCUUUUUUUUUUUUUUUUUUUUCCUUCCCUUUUCCCUUCCCAGAAGGCGCUCAGGGAAAAGCGGCUCAGAGCGCUCAGCCCUCUCCCCGCCUCUCCCUCCCUGCCGAGCCCCGGAGCCGCCCGCAUCCCGAGAGCUCCCGGGCUCCUUCUUCCACCUCUCCCUGCCAAAAUCCCGGGCUGGAGAUGCGUUUGUGUGCAGAGAUCCUCACCGCAGCCCUGUGUGCCCUGCUGCUGCCCCAGCCGGGCUGUGCCAGGGCUCUCUGGAAACGCGCCCUGCUGAAAAUGACCGAGAAAUACGAUGAUUAUGAGUACCCUCUUCAUUCUCACAGCUCCCAGCAGCAGAAGAACGACCGGUGCCCGCCGCCGCCGCAGAGCCUGCCCGAGCGCGCCUGCGAGGUGCCCAGCUGCCGCUCCGACGCCGAGUGCCAGCGCCACAAGCGCUGCUGCUACAACGGCUGCAUCUACGCCUGCCUCGAGUCCGUGCAGCCCCCGCCAGUCUUGGACUGGCUGGUUCAGCCCAAACCCCGCUGGCUGGGAGGCAAUGGGUGGCUUUUGGAUGGCCCAGAGGAAGUCUUACAAGCUGAGGCCUGCAGCACCACGGAGGAUGGGGACGAGCCUCUGCACUGCCCCACGGGCUACGAGUGCCACAUCAUCAACCCGGGCAACACGGCCGAGGGCAUCCCCAACAGGGGCCAGUGCAUCAAGCUCCGGGGCAACCCAGAUGGACACAACCUGAGGCAUAAGUAUUACAAGGAAUAUUUUGGGAGCAAUUCCAACAAUUUGGUCGGCUAUGUGAAAAACCAGCAGAAGCAUUUAGGCUAAUUGAAGGUGCGCCUGGCUGGACCACUCUGGCUUUACCCAGCAGCUUUCUGGUCCCAGAUCUCCACAUCUCCAGCACCCCCUGAUCCCUGCCCAUCACUGGCAAAAAAAUUCAUUAUCCAAGGAACAGGAUGAGUCCAGAUUUUAAGACCACCAGGAAGGGGUGAAAUGCGAUCCCCUGAAGGAAACCACACUGCUUAUCAGCUGCCCUUCUACAAAUGAAAUGCAAACACCUCCAAGGGAUCCCUGUAGGCCACAGUGCCAUGAUCAGGCUGCUGACAGAGCCUGCCCUUCAUGUGCUCCAAUUCAGAUUUCAGGCCUGUGAACACAAGCCAGUGAUGUCAGAAUUCUACCUAAAUAUCAUACCUAAGUUGCUUUAAAAUAGGUGAGACUAAAGAGGUUCUCUGGACCAAGUCCAGUGCCUGCCUGUCUUGAACAACCCCUUUAAAGGAGCCUUUUCACCAGCUUAAAAUUCAAAGAAACCUGCAAGUUUCUUCUUUUCCUAUUUACACCCAGAUAAAAACCAGGCUUGACACCCACUCUAAAUGGCCAAACCUGAAGUCUUAAGAAUUUGAAGACAUUUAAGCUAGGAGCAAAAAUAGCUUUAUAAAUAUUUUUAGGUUACUUUCCUCUUCUCAGUCUGCUGAGCUGCAGAUUGAGAGUUAAUAAUGGAACAGAUUCCUUCCUACAAUAUCCAGGCAGACACACAAAUUCAUGCCAGGUUUUGUAAUGUGCUGGUUUUAGCCAGCACAGUUAAUACCCACUAAAUCUGUGGGUUUGUACCUGCAAAACCUCAGCAAGAGGCCUGAAGUCUGGAUAAUUUGUUAAAUGUGUUAGAAAAUCAAACCCAGGAUAAAUUUGUGUGCUGAAAAGGAUUGUCUGGGAGAUGGGCCACUGCUCCUCAGGAGCCCUGUACCUUUGUGUUGAUCUCCCUAAAUCUUUAAUGUUGGAUGUUGGUAUUUGGGCCUCAUAGCUUCUUUUAGCUGUUUACCAUUAUACAAUGGAAAACACAUUUUCUAUUAAGGUUUUCCUUUCCUGUGGCAGUCCUGAAGGGACAGUUGCAUUUAUUGUGAUAAACCAGCCAGAAUUGUUUGGCAGAAAAGCCACGUUUGCUCCAUGUCCCCAUCUGCAUGCAUGAAAUUAGCAUUUUGAUUUGCACAGUAGUAGCACUGCAUAUGAAUACCCAAUUCACAAAUACAAGUGCCUGCUUCCACUCACAAAAUACAGGAUUUUUUUUUCCCCCACUCACUAAACGAUUUAAGCCAAAUCCAAGACACCUAUAAAACUCCUGAUACUUUGCACAUCACAUUUGCAGCUGGAGAGAGGGAAGGUGCCAAACUGCACUUCUGUUUCCUAUUCUAAACACAGUCCUGGCGGCUUUACAGAGCAAAGGAACAGCUGAAGAGCUCCACAUAUUCCUACAUAUCUUCAUUUGCUGAACUCACUUUUUUCCAAAGUGCAAGAUAUUAAAUAUAGCGCCAUGUUUGGACAAAGCUAUUUCUAGAAUUUUAUCCUAUACAGCUUCCUGCAGUGAGAUCUGAAUUCCUGCUCGGACUCAGGAGCCACAGAACCAGAGAAUUGUGGAAUGGUUUGGCUUGGAAGGGAGUUUGAAGCUCAUCACCUUCCACUAGACCACGUUGUCCAGGCUCCAAUCCAUAUUUUAUAGUUCCAAUCUGUGUUCAGACCAGAAAACUUGUUACUUAUCCUACUGCAGCCUCGCUCCUCAGUGCUGCUGAGUGAUUUUGUUCAGCGUUAACUUCCUGCAGGAAAAAAUCAAAUUCUGAUUAAAUGACCAAAGCCCUCCAGUGAUCACUGCUGGCCCCAAAGGGUAAAUACCAAAAUGUUCUAUUUUAAACUAAAAAAUUCCUGAAACCUUGUGAGGAGCUAGUGGAGAAACUGGUGGUGUUCAUUCACAAAUUUGAAAGAUUAAAACUUCAGAUCUCAACCUAAUCUCUCAAAGCAGCCCAAAGUGGGCACAUUCACUUCAGUGUCUGUUUUCUUUGUAGCUGCAGAAGUUACAAACCACCUGGGUGGGACAGUACAGGUAUUUUCUGCUUGCAAAAGGAAUUAAAAUAAUAAAAAAAAAAAAAAAAGAAAAUUGACAAAUUUAUAAUUUGAUGAUGAAUUUCUGUUUACCGGGUGUUUCACAGCCAUCACCCUCCUUCGUGGUGCUAUAAUGCUCAGGGGGUUUUUUCCAAGUUAAUUCAAGUUAUUAAUUGCCAAACUCAGAAAGAAAAGCCACAGAAGGGGCUUGACAAAGUGCUGUGUUUUCAACAGUGAAACACUGAAAUGUGAAACUCAGACACUGAAAUGAAAACACAGAGCAGGUGAGCUGUCCUCAGCUGCUCUUCUCUCCAGAAACAGGUGCUUUAUCAGCAGCAGAGUAGGAAUGCCUGGUGUAGGAUGUUUUAACAUUUCCAUGACCACUUUGCAGCGUGUUUGGUGCUCUGAUAACCUUCCUGUGUGUCUCUGAGUGCUGCAAUGCCCACGGCCUCCCACAGCCCCGAGGAUCUGGGCAGCCCUCCCUGGUUUGUGCCGUUCAGGUUCCGCUUUGGUGCUCAAUAAAAAGUGACCAGUCUAUUUUUCAA